ACCGUUUCCAGGAUAAGACUAAUAUUUGAGGUCACACAAAAUUUUGCGCCGACCCGAUUCGGUCCACAAUUCAUAUGCCCUGCAUCCCUCUGCGCGCUCGCCAGAGGUACCCCAUAUCAGUAAUAGAAGAAUGGAUGGGUUUCUCGUCGUAGGACAGUUGAUUUGAUUGGAAAUUUUGAUGAGAAAAUUUUGAAUGGCACUUUCCAUGAGUUUGAUCUCCACCACAAGCCUACUUAAAUUUGGGUGGGUACCUAUAACCAGAGUUUCUCAUAGAAAAUUCGGUUUGGUUUCACGAUCUUCCACUGGAUUUCUCAGCAUCCGUGCUGUGCAAGAGAAUGGAGGGCCACGGCGACUGGUUGACAUUAUAAGAGCUGUGCCAGAGCUCUCGAGGAAUUACUUUAGGAGUCCUUCUAGGAGGGCUCUUUUUGGAGGAAUCUCCUUGUUGGGUGGCUUUUAUGUAGCGCAGACAAUCUCUCUGUCAUUUGGAGCUUUAGGAGUCAAUGAUGUGAUCGCUGCAGUGUUGUGUGUUCUCUUGACAGAAUACAUUACAAGGUUUUAUUACAGCCGGCCAAAGGUAACUUUUCCCCUUGCUCUUCUCAACAACUUUAAGAUGGGUUUCACAUAUGGUCUCUUCAUUGAUGCGUUUAAGCUUGCAAGUUAAUCAUGCCUUAAAAAGCCAUUUUGCAAUUUAUUACAGCCAAUUGUUCCCUUUUUCUACUCCUUGCUCUUUUUCUUUAUCUUUGGUUUACUUGUCUGUUACAUAGCUGUUAUUAUUGUAAGAGUUGUCAUAGCUGUAUUCAGAAAUUUUCUCUUGAAGGUGGCAUUGUGGGAGCAAAAAUCUGGUGAUUGAAUUCAUUAUCUGUGUAUGCUGCUGUUGUAAUAUUGACAGAAAACUUGUUGAUGUAAAUAAUUUAUUCUCCCAA
Molecule: messenger RNA, 923 nt
Organism: Mangifera indica (mango)
Lineage: Eukaryota; Viridiplantae; Streptophyta; Magnoliopsida; Sapindales; Anacardiaceae
Product: ycf20-like protein
Exons: 2
Coding region: 194-661 (155 amino acids)
Source: RefSeq, a predicted model, not a curated record